Molecule: messenger RNA, 543 nt
Organism: Symbiodinium sp. CCMP2592
Lineage: Eukaryota; Dinophyceae; Suessiales; Symbiodiniaceae
Source: the annotation of a GenBank genome assembly
AUGGGCGGUGCAUUUUCCGGCCCUCCGCCGAAAGUUACGCAGCGCGUGUUUUUCGAUGUGGCCAUCGCUGGGAAGCAGACUGGGAGGAUCGUGGUCGGGCUCUACGGAGAGCACGUGCCGAAGACCGCCGCGAACUUCGAAGCACUCUGCAAGUGCGACAAGGGCGCUCCGCUUUGCUACCGGGGCUCUCCCUUCCACCGUAUCAUACCCGGAUUCAUGGUCCAAGGGGGUGACACCACCAACGGUGAUGGGACUGGCGGGGUGUCCAUCUACGGUGGACGCUUCGAAGACGAGCAGUUUGGAGUGUCGCACAACAAACCUGGGUUGCUGAGCAUGGCGAAUGCUGGCCCGAACACAAACGGAUCCCAGUUCUUCAUUACGACCGCGCCUGCGUACCAUCUCGAUGGCAAGCACGUCGUCUUUGGCGAGGUGCUGGAAGGACAGCAGGUGGUGAAAGCUCUGGAGUCCCACGGUACUGCCUCAGGACGGCCACUGCAGAAGGCGACCAUUGCCGACUGUGGCGUCCUGCCAGACAUCGAGUGA